Messenger RNA from Oryzias melastigma (Indian medaka), 1800 nucleotides. It is a transcript of the gene tyw2, whose product is annotated as tRNA methyltransferase 12 homolog. The record is from RefSeq and is a predicted model, not a curated record. Lineage: Eukaryota; Metazoa; Chordata; Actinopteri; Beloniformes; Adrianichthyidae. The transcript is spliced from 7 exons. Gene Ontology annotation, cellular component: cytoplasm. Gene Ontology annotation, biological process: tRNA methylation. Gene Ontology annotation, molecular function: tRNA methyltransferase activity. Bases 281 to 1486 code for a protein of 401 amino acids.
ACAAUAAUUUUAGAAUUCUUGUGGGCUAUAAAUGUAAUAUUUCUUGGUAUAUUAUUUUUCUGUGUUUUUACACUUUUUUAAACUACUGACAACUCUAAAAGCCUUUAUUUGACUGCAGUGAUGUCAAUUGAGGUAUUGGUCCGUUCGUAAUAAUAGUCCGACUAGAAACAAGCGUGAAAGCAACUUCUGGAUUACUAGAAUUAGCCGUCGCCUGUCUAGUUUUCUCUUUUUCCCCCUUUUUAAUUUUUUUUAGACUGUUGUUGAUCUCGUUUGCCUUUAAAUGGACGGAGUUCCUUGUCUUCGUGUGCAGAGUGGUCACGCUCAGGAGAUGAAGAGAAGUCUUCAGUCCAGAGGAUUUCUUGAUCGGAGUUUGUGCUUAAUAAAAGACUCAGAUGGGUCAGUACUGCUGCCCAUUUUACACUCCAGUCUGGUACAUCUUGAUGUCCAUUCCCCUGCAAACUCAAGUGUGGGUGAAAUAGUCUGGAGAAAGUGCCCUGUCCCGUCAAAGAAAGCCAGAGGGAGGACAGGGGGGAAGUUGGAGAAAAUCCUGGAGGAGUUUUUGGAGUCGCAUGGGGAAGUGUUGACUGAGGAGCUGAGGAGGGACCUCCCUCGGAGCUUCCAGCAGCAUGGAGAUCUUGUCAUUCUGGGGGACAGUUGCUUUACAUCACCAGUGUGGAAGAAGAUGGAAGGUCAACUAUGGAGUGCAGUGACCAGCGCAUUAGGGGUGAAGCGACUGGCAAAGAUGGGCAGAAUAUCCAAAAAUGGAUUCAGAACACCUGUGGUGACGAUGCUGUUGGGGGAGCACAGCUGGGUCAGUCAUGUGGACAAUGGGAUCAGGUAUGAGUUUGAUGUUACCAAGUGCAUGUUUUCAGCAGGAAACAUAUCAGAGAAGCUCAGAGUGGCAGCUCUGGACUGCACAGGAGAGACCGUUGUGGAUUUGUAUGCAGGCAUUGGUUACUUCACUCUUCCGUAUCUCGUUCAUGCGAAGGCCAGUCACGUUCACGCCUGUGAGUGGAACCCUGAUGCUGUGGAAGCUCUGCAGAAAAACCUCCAGGCAAACAAAGUGUCUGAGCGUUGCACCAUUCAUCAAGGAGACAAUCGCCAACUUCAGUUGAGUGACGUUGCUGACCGCGUCAACCUGGGUCUGAUCCCGAGCUCAGAGGACGGCUGGCCCGUCGCCUGCAUGCUGCUGAAGAAAAACACCGGCGGCGUCUUACACAUCCACCACAACGUCACCUCGCCGCUGCAGACCGCAGAUGAUGUCAUUCAGAGGGAUUCUGGGAAGAAAGCUGACAAAGAGGCGUGGCAGGCCUGGGCCGAUCACGCAUCAAACCGCAUCGCUUCUCUCCUAAAGGACCUCACCGGUGCGGCGUGGAGCACAAGCGUCCAGCACAUAGAGCGCGUGAAGUCGUACGCGCCUCACGUUCACCACGUUGUGUUGGACUUGGAGUGCAGACCGUCCUGCGCAGUUAAAACGAUAAAAUAAAGUUGUGGAGGCAGUGAAUCACAGCUCCAGCUGGGCAGGUUGGGAAUGCAGCCACAUAAAACUUUAUUUAUUCAGGGCAGGUUGACUGAGCACAAACAUGGUUUGUUCUGUCCACAUCAGUGCAGGUCAGCCUCUGCUGCAGCCUUCAACCAAUGAACAUGUCAGAAACGUGCCAACAGUUGUUUUUCUCCACCAGCAGGAUUCUUGUGGUUUUGCUACAAAUCUAAUUCCUGCAAGAAAUAACUUGAAUGGAAAAAUGUAAAUAAAAGAAAAGUAUGACAGUAGUCUGUGUGCUAUAAAUGAGUUCAGCAUGA